This is a messenger RNA of Drosophila subpulchrella, 2877 nucleotides long. Its product is annotated as protein no-on-transient A. Gene Ontology annotation, biological process: regulation of DNA-templated transcription. The record is from RefSeq and is a predicted model, not a curated record. The transcript has a single exon. Gene Ontology annotation, cellular component: nucleus. Bases 82 to 2415 code for a protein of 777 amino acids. Lineage: Eukaryota; Metazoa; Arthropoda; Insecta; Diptera; Drosophilidae. Gene Ontology annotation, molecular function: RNA binding.
UUUUUCCACCUGGCAACACUUCCAUCGGUGUUUUUCGGCAUAGAGCAUUUUUUAUCUGAAAAAAGGGAUUUUUUUUGUGCAAUGGAAGGUGCGGUUAAGCUCAAUACCUCCAAUAACGCCACUCCGUUGCCGCAGCGCCAGCAAAGGGGCAAUCUAGCCAAUAAGAAUAUCGGCAAGCACACCGCCCCGAAGCAAAACGCCGCUAGCGAUGGUAAUCCUGCUGAAAAAAAACCACGAUUCGGGCCGAACACCCAGAAUGGAGGUGGAGGUGGAGUAGCCGGAGGCGGUGGUGGUGGUGGUGCCGGAGGCGGUGGCCGCGGCGGAUUCACCGGCAACCGCGGCAAUCGUGGAGGCCACCAAAAUCAAAACCGCCAGGGUUUCCAGGGUGCAAAUAAUGCUAAUCAGAAGCAGCCAAACGAGUCGCCGAAGCCGGCUGCGGCCAAUGUGCCCGCAAAGAACAAUGAACCCGCAGACGCCACUCCAGUUCAGCCGAGCCAGAACGCCAGCCAGGGUCAGGCCAAUCAAGGAGGCCAAGGAAUCCAAGGUAACCAGGGAGGACAACGACAAGGACAGGGCUUCAGAGGACGCGGUGGCGGAGGUGGCCAAAACCAAAAUGCCAACCAAGGAAAUCAGGGAGAUCAAGGAGGUCAAGGUAACCAAGGAGGCCAGGGCAACCAAGGAGGACAGGGCAACCAAGGAGGACAGGGCAACCAAGGUGGACAAGGCAACCAAGGAGGCCAGGGCUUCAGAGGACGCGGCGGAGGAGGAGGCCAAAACCAAAACGCCAACCAAGGAGAUCAAGGAGGUCAAGGUAACCAAGGAGGCCAGGGAAACCAAGGCGGACAGGGCUUCAGAGGACGCGGCGGUAGCGGUGGGCAAAACCAGUCCAAUCAGAAUGCCAGCCAGGGACAAGGCCAGGGAAAUCAAGGUGGCGGUCAGGGAGGAAACCAAGGCGGCAACCAGGGAGGAAAUCAAGGAAAUAACCAGGGAGGACAGGGCUUCCGUGGACGCGGCGGUGGCCCCAAUCAAACGAUCGGCGGCGGCGGUGGAGGUGGAAACCAACAGCAGCGUGGUAACCGUGGCAAUCGGUCUGGAGGACCAGGAGGCAUGAACAAUACCAUGGGUGGCGGCGGCCAACGCGGCGAAGAUUUCUUCAUUGCCCAGCGUCUGCGCAGCAUUGGCGGACCCACCCUCGAACUGCCGCCCAUUGAAGUGCCCACUGAGACCAAGUUCUCUGGUCGCAACCGUCUGUAUGUGGGCAACCUGACCGGCGACAUCACCGAUGAGGAGCUGCGCGAAAUGUUCAAGCCGUACGGCGAGAUCACCGAGAUCUUCUCGAACCUGGACAAGAACUUUACAUUCCUGAAGGUCGACUACCAUCCAAAUGCCGAGAAGGCCAAGCGGGCCUUGGAUGGCUCUAUGCGCAAGGGCCGUCAGCUGCGCGUCCGUUUUGCGCCCAACGCCACCAUUCUGCGGGUGAGCAAUCUCAACCAGUUUGUGUCCAACGAGCUGCUGUACCAGUCCUUCGAGAUCUUCGGACCCAUUGAACGUGCCAGCAUCACCGUGGACGACCGUGGCAAGCAUACCGGCGAGGGCAUAGUGGAGUUCGCCAAGAAGUCUUCGGCCAGUGCCUGUCUGCGUCUGUGCAAUGAGAAGUGCUUUUUCCUGACGUCGUCGCUGCGACCUUGUCUGGUGGAGCCGAUGGAGGUGAACGACGACAAUGACGGGCUGCCAGAGAAGGCGUUAAACAAAAAGAUGCCCGACUUCUGCCAGGAGCGUAGCAUCGGACCGCGGUUCGCCGACACGAACUCGUUUGAGCACGAGUACGGAUCGCGAUGGAAGCAGCUGCACGGCCUGUUCAAGAGCAAGCAGGACGCCCUUAAGCGUGAGCUGAAAAUGGAGGAGGACAAGCUGGAAGCCCAGAUGGAGUACGCUCGCUAUGAGCAAGAGACCGAAUUGCUGCGCCAGGAGUUAAGGAAACGCGAGGUGGACAACGAGCGCAAGAAACUGGAGUGGGAGAUGCGCGAGAAGCAGGCCGAGGAGAUGCGAAAACGCGAGGAGGAGACCAUGCGUCGUUACCAGGGCGAGGUGCAGAGCCACUUGCUUCGGCAGGAGGAGGACAUGCGCAUCCGUAACCAGGAGAAAGACUUGAUGCAGCAGGCCAAGCAGCUCAACUCGAUGCUCGAUCUGCAGGAGGGAUUCGGAGGCGUCGGCAGCAACUCCGGCUUUGACAACUUUGGGGGCGAAUCACCAUUUGAAGUUUUUAGAAACAACAGCAACAAUUCCACCAUGGUUGGAAACAACUCUGGUCCCGGAGGACAGGAUAAGCUAGAGGCUUUUGAAUUCGGUGCUGGCGGAAAUCGCGGCAACAAUGUCGGCGGAAACAAUGCCCCGUGGGGACGCCGACGCUUUUAGACACUGAACCCACAUUACACUAUACACAAAGAUAAAAGAACGUAAUCUCAUUGAUUAUGCUUUAUAUUUGACAUUUUGCUCGAUUGCGAGUGAGCAUCAUAAAAUUACACAAAGGGAUCGUGUAAGCGAAUAUGCAACACACAUUUAAUAUCAUUUGAUUUCAUACUUUGAAAACUAUAAUAAUCGUCUAUCGGUCUCAACAAGGAAUCCACCAUGAAGUAAUAAUAAGGAAAUGACAAAAGAAAAACCUUAAGAAAUUUACAAUCCAAACCCAAAAGGCAUGCUUACAAGAUGUGCAGUAUUGCGAAGAGGAAAACACUUAAAAAUUCCCAUUCAUCUUCUAACCAUUACGUACAUCUAUUUAAUCAUAAUGAUAUUUUUAGAUAUAUGUAGUGACUAUCUCCAGUAACAAGAUUACUUUUUGUCUAUCAUUCAAAUUAAAUAUAUGAAGAUACGACUGAA